Athalia rosae (coleseed sawfly) is the source of this 780-nucleotide messenger RNA. RefSeq names its product coatomer subunit zeta-1 (gene zetaCOP). Lineage: Eukaryota; Metazoa; Arthropoda; Insecta; Hymenoptera; Athaliidae. The record is from RefSeq and is a predicted model, not a curated record. The coding region runs from base 139 to 675 and encodes 178 amino acids. Gene Ontology annotation, biological process: retrograde vesicle-mediated transport, Golgi to endoplasmic reticulum; intracellular protein transport; intra-Golgi vesicle-mediated transport. Gene Ontology annotation, cellular component: COPI vesicle coat. The transcript has 5 exons.
ACUUAACUCCGAAAUAAAUCCGAUAGAUGCGCUGGUAAACAAGUAAUCGUGGUAGACCCAACACCAACGUUUGACACGUAGUAUGUAAAAGACCUCGUCCAUUGACAGCAGUCAAACUGCAGACUUACGAUAAAAAAUAUGGAAGAGCAAUUGUUGGAACCUUCACUGUACACUGUUAAGGGUAUGGUCAUACUAGACAAUGAUGGCAACAGAAUAUUGGCCAAGUAUUACGACAAAAGUAUAUUUCCUACAUCCAAGGAGCAGAAUGCAUUUGAAAAAAAUUUGUUCAACAAAACUCACAGAGCUGACGCCGAAAUUAUCAUGCUCGAUGGUUUAACCUGUGUUUACAAAAGUAAUGUGGAUCUCUUCUUUUAUGUCAUGGGCAGCUCAAGAGAAAAUGAGUUGAUUCUCAUGAGUGUGCUAAACUGCUUGUACGAUUCUAUAAGUCAAAUCCUGAGGAAAAACGUUGAGAAAAGAGCUGUAUUGGAUACUCUGGAUAUUGUGAUGCUAGCAAUGGAUGAAAUUUGCGAUGGAGGCAUCAUUUUGCACGCAGAUGCGAGCAGUGUGGCAACACGAGUUGCUCUAAGACCUGAAGACAUUCCUCUUGGCGAGCAAACCGUUGCCCAGGUAUUACUGUCAGCAAAGGAGCAGUUGAAGUGGUCGUUGUUAAAGUAAUGUAAAUAUUUUAAGAAAAAUGUCAUAAUUCCUUUGCUAUAUAAAAUAACUGGCAUUAUAUUUGUAUAAAUUAGGCAGUGAAUUAAACUCAAAUUUUCACACCUC